AUGGGCGACAGUGGCGGAGCGUUCUGCACCUUGGGCAUCGGCUACGCUGCCCCGUCGGGCAUGUUCAAGGUGGUCCGCCUCACGACCACAUUCAGUCAUGGUCAUCAGCCGGAGCACACCUGCGAGCUUCUGGCGUUGGAAGACGGCGCCAGAGGAUGGAGGCGGAUGCAGUCACCACCAAUUGGAGACUAUUUCGGCCUCCACAAAAACUCUAUGGUCACGAUAGAUGGUAUGCUAUACUUCCUUUACAGCUUGUCGCCACCGCGAGUGGGCGGGGACUAUGUCCUCCGCCUUGACCUCGAGACCGAGCAAUGGAAGAGGUCCAUCAAAGCCCCAAAGAUGAGAUCGACGAUGCCCCGUAUGGUCGAGCUCAAUGGAACCCUUUGCAUGGUUCACUCGGAGGGACGCCGGACCAAAAAUGCUUGCACGACCAUAUGGCUCCUGUCUGAUUUGGCCAAGGGCACCUGGGUCAAGGCGUAUGUGAUCCCGAUGCCUCAUGCCGUCGAUCUAGUGAUCCCUCUGAGGAUGAUGCGUCAUGAUGGAAAGCUUAUGUGCUAUUGCUUACAUAAUGAUAGAGCAAGUCCGACGCUACAAGUUUAUGAUCCGCUCAAUGGGAUAUGCACACAGCUCCCAGAUCUUCCGGGCAACAAUUUGAGCGACGUUGGUUUUUGCAACCUGCACUUGGAAUGUUAUAUACGGUCCACCUAA
Triticum urartu is the source of this 708-nucleotide messenger RNA. RefSeq names its product F-box/LRR-repeat protein At2g43260-like. NCBI's taxonomy places the organism in Eukaryota, Viridiplantae, Streptophyta, Magnoliopsida, Poales, Poaceae. The record is from RefSeq and is a predicted model, not a curated record. Gene Ontology annotation, molecular function: protein binding.